This is a messenger RNA of Chara braunii, 2179 nucleotides long. The record is from the annotation of a GenBank genome assembly. Lineage: Eukaryota; Viridiplantae; Streptophyta; Charophyceae; Charales; Characeae.
GGAUGCCGGUACUUCACCAAGAUAGAUCUGAAGUCCGGAUACCAUCAAGUUGCCAUUAUACUUGAGGACCAGCACAAAACCGCAUUUCAGACCAGGUAGGGUCUGUACGAGUUUAUGGUGAGCACCUGGUACGUUCUAGCAUGCAAUGAACAGGAUAUUUCAUGAUUACUUAGACAAGUUUAUCGUCUUGUACCUUGACAAUAUUCUUAUCUUUAGUAGGACUAUAAAGGAGCACGUUGAGCACUUGAAAAUAGUGCUAGGUCUCCUAAGACGGCACCAGUACAAGGUUAACUUGGAGAAAUGCGAGUUCGGUCGCACCAAGAUCUUGUACUUGGGUCAUGAAAUCUCAGCAGAGGGAUUGAGGCCGGAUGAUGCUGAGGUGGCCAGCAUACGUGACCGGGCCAGACCUCAGACUGUUAUCGAGGUCAGAUCAUUUUUGGGGAUGACGGGCUACUAUCGUCCGUUCGUAAAGAACUAUAGUACUAUAGUUUCCCGAUUAACAAAUCUAACUGGACUUGACACCCCUUGGGAGUGGAUUGAAGAGCAUGAGGCGGGCUUCAAGAAACUGAAGUACGCUCUGACUCCCUAUGAAGUCCUCAAACUUCCUGAUCCUGAUAAACCUUUUGUUGUGACCACAGACGCCAGCCAAUAUGGCAUAGGCGCGAUCCUUGCGCAAAAGGAGGGGCCAAAGUUGAGACCGAUUGAGUAUAUGAGUAAAAAGAUGCCAUCUCAGAAACUAGCUAGGUCUACUUAUGAACAUAUGACACUGCACACAUGGAAUUUCAGGCGGUCUCAGAUUGGAGUUUGCACCAGAUUGCAUGGCGAGCGCGAUUUGUUAGCAGCUAACCUGGGGCAGGGCACAGCAAGUAAUUGCAGUGAUAAUUGCUCAGGAUCAGCAUCAGUCGAGAGUAGUGGCCCUCGUUCAGGCAUGGCCUUCCGAUGGAUUUCAGGCUCCGUGCUGCUCAAGAGGUCAGCUGCGACAUCUCCGCAUGUGAGCUAGUGAGCUCAGCUAACUUGCUACGAAGCAUUCUCAAAUACAUGAUGCGGUAAUCAUGGAGGGGGGGCUUGUGUAUAUCAUUCAAUCUUCUAUUCUUCUAAGAGCAAGUAGGAGAGGACAAAGUAAAGAUGGAAUAAUGAUGAUGAUCAUCAUGCUGUGGGGGUAGAUGGGUUCACAACAUUGUUGUUGAAUGUCAAACAAGGAAGGGGAUGUGCAGUUGUGUGUGUGUGUGUGUAGAGUGUGUGUAGAGUGUGUGUAGAGUGUGUGUGUGUAGAGUGUGUGUGUGUGUGUGUGUGUGUGUGUGUGUGUGUGUGUGUGUGAGAGAGAGAGAGAGAGAGAGAGGAGGAGGAGGAGGAGGAGGAGGAAGGAGAAGGGGGAAUUGGGGGUUGAGGGUGGAUCAUGUGAAUUCCACGAUCUGUCGUUAUGACCAUUCAGGUUCACAACAUUGUUGUUGAAUGUCAAACAAGGAAGGGGAUGUGCAGUUGGUCUACAGAGCUCGUAUCAGUAGUCUCUAUCCCUGUGUAAAUGGUAAAAGUGACUUGGAGGAAGGACUUGUUAGAGGUGUGUGCAUUGCGGAGUAGCAUCUCAACUCAGUGCAUUGAGAUGAUGGAGCAGCGUCUCAACUCAGUGGACCGAGGUGGCAGAGCAGGAUCUCAACUCAGGAUCGAGAUGAAAGGGCAGCAUGUCAAGUCAGUGCCUCGAAAUGGCAGAGCAGCUUCUCAACCCAGCGCAUGGAGAUGGCAGAGCAUCAGCCCAACUCUGUGAAUUUAGAUAUUGUUUGUUCCUUCCCGUUGAUCAUUUUCUCCAGCACCAGCAGAUUGAGUGAGGCAGUGUUCAGGGCAGCUUACAGCAAUUUUAACAACUAUUCGAGAUGGGCUGGCUCUCAUGCAGAAACGUCGGAAAAAUAGGAAACCCCCAGGCUGUUGAGUGGGAGCGGUGUUGGUGUUGUACUGUUUGGAAUCCCAUUGGAUGAAGUUCUCUUGUUCUUCUAGUGUCUGAUGAUGGUUUGAGAAAGAGGGGAGGGGGGGGGCAUGGAACGGGGUGAUGACCUCUCAAAUUGGGCAGUCUGCGCCAGUUUUUUCCUUUUGUGAGAAAAUGUGAGAUAUUUUGCAAAUUAUGGCUUGGAUUGCUUGUUUUGAUGGCUCUUUCUUUGUUUAUACUGAAUAAAGGAAGACCAGAAAG